AUGAACCCAAUUCAAUGUAUGAAUCAUUGGAAAUAUUCAUUAAAAGCAUUUGAAAAUUGGAAAAAUCUAGAUAUAACUGAAUUUGAAACACAGCCUCAACUUAAACUAGAUAGAAUAUUUAUAGAUAUUUAA
This is a messenger RNA of Diversispora eburnea, 132 nucleotides long. Lineage: Eukaryota; Fungi; Glomeromycota; Glomeromycetes; Diversisporales; Diversisporaceae. The record is from the annotation of a GenBank genome assembly.